Messenger RNA from Onthophagus taurus, 2796 nucleotides. RefSeq names its product WD repeat-containing protein 36. NCBI's taxonomy places the organism in Eukaryota, Metazoa, Arthropoda, Insecta, Coleoptera, Scarabaeidae. Gene Ontology annotation, cellular component: Pwp2p-containing subcomplex of 90S preribosome; small-subunit processome. The record is from RefSeq and is a predicted model, not a curated record. Gene Ontology annotation, molecular function: protein binding. Gene Ontology annotation, biological process: rRNA processing.
CGUCAACUGACAAACACGUGUGUUUGACAUAACCUAAAACUUAACCUACAAUUUCAAUUAUAAAUAACAUUAAAUAAUAGUAAUAAAUGUCGCAAGGAAGUAAAAUAUUCCAACCAUGUCGUGGUUUAGGAUACGUGAGUAAUCAAAUCCCUUUACAAGUACGAUACAUAAAAAGUCGAAAAGAAAAUUUGGUUGUUACAUGUGUUGGAAAAUCAUUUCAUACAUACACCAUUUCCCACUUCGCAUUAUUGACAGUAAGUGGUCUUCACCCCAAUGAUAUAAUAUGUAUGGCAGCGGAUGCUUAUCAUGUAUACACGGCUUGUGAUAAUAUCAUUUACGCUUGGAGAAGAGGUACUGAGUUAAAACAUACUUAUAAAGUUGAUAAGAAGAAACCUGUUGCGUUUAUGUUACCAUUUGGAGCUCAUUUAAUAUCAGUCGAUGAAAACAGUCAUGUUAUUGUGUGGGAUAUUAAAGAUGAAACUGUGUUUUCCGAGCUAAUAUUUAAUAACGAAACGUUUCGAAUAUCAUCUAUUUGUCAUCCUGCAACUUAUAUCAAUAAAAUUUUAUUUGGAAGUGAACAGGGAUCAAUGCAAUUAUGGAAUAUAAACACAUCAAAACUUAUUUAUACAUUUAAAGGAUGGGAUUGUGGUAUUUCUUGUUUAGAACAAUCUCCAGCUAUUGAUGUCAUUGCAAUCGGGUUAUUUAACGGCAAGAUAAUUUUGCACAAUUUAAAAUUUGAUAAAACUGUUAUGGAGUUUUCACAAGAUUGGGGCCUUGUAACUUCAAUUUCUUUCCGUUCAGACAAUCACCCAAUUAUGGCAACAGGUAGCGUAUGUGGUCACAUCGUAUUUUGGAAUUUAGAAGAACGAAAAGUGGCCUCCCAAUUAUUAAACGCGCACGAUGGUGCCGUAACCGGUAUGAAUUGCUUACCAAACGAACCUUUAAUGGUCACUUCAUCACCCGAUAAUACCUUAAAGUUAUGGAUUUUUGAUUUAACGGAUGGCGGAGCUAGGUUAUUACGAAUAAGAGAAGGACAUUCAGCAACUCCUUCAUUUAUUAGAUAUCACGGCGCGAAUGGAAAUAACAUUUUGAGUUGUGCUGGCGAUUCCACUUUGAGAGUUUUUAAUACACAGACGGAAAUGUUUAAUAAAAGUUUAGGUACUGCUUCGUAUAAUAGAAAAAUUAGUAAGAAAAGGGGACGUGGUGUUGAAGAUCCCUUAAAAAUGCCACCUAUUAUUGAGUUCACAACGGAAACUACGCGAGAAAAGGAAUGGGAUAAUAUUGCAGCAAUUCAUUUAGGUAUUCCAAUGGUAACAACUUGGUCUUACGAUAAAUCAAAAAUGGGCGAUUUAAAACUAUUACCAGAACGUCUCCAUAAGAAAAAAAUUAAAGAUUUCACCACAAAUGUCGUCGCAACAUCAUUAAAAUUAACCCAUUGCGGUAAUUUUGUUUUGAUCGGUUAUAGUAGUGGACACGUGGAUCGCUUUAACAUCCAAUCGGGAUUAUGGAGGGACUCCUAUGGGAAACCUCAAGCUCACGAAGGCCCUGUACGAGGAAUAUCAGUCGACAAUUUGAAUCAAAUCGUGACGAGUGGUGGUGGUAGCGAUUCAUUAAUUAAAUUUUGGACAUUUAAAUGUCAAAAUAAACAAGCUUUAAGAACGUUAAAACUAUCCAGUCCUAUAAGUUUCUUUCGAACGCAUGAUGAAAGCUCGAUGUUGGCAGUUGUGACAGAAGAUUUUAAUAUAGUUAUAAUUGAUUUAGACACAAAGGUGAUUAUAAGAAAGUUUUUUGGGCAUAAAGCUCAAAUAACGGAUGCCGCUUUUAAUCCGAAUUCGCGUUGGUUGGUGACUGCAUCAAUGGAUUGUGUAAUUAAAACUUGGGAUAUUCCUUCGUCCCAAUUAAUUGACCAUUUUAAAAUUGAUUCACCAUGCAUUUCUUUAACAAUAUCACCUACCGGGGAUGGUUUGGCAACGGCCCAUGUUGAUUAUUUAGGAAUAUUUUUAUGGAGUAAUAAGUCGUUGUAUUCAAGAGUUAAUUUUAAAGCUUUAUCAGAAGAUGAUGAACCAAAUUUAGUUGAGUUACCCCAAGUACAACGCGAUGAUCUAAACGAAGUUAAAGAUGAAAUAAUAGAAGAGGAUACAGAUGAAUUUAAAUCACCAGAGCAAAUAAAUAAAGAAUUAAUAACACUAUCUGGUUUGCCUACAUCAAGGUGGCAAAACUUAUUAAAUUUGGACGUUAUCAAGAAACGAAAUAAACCAAAAGAACCAGUAAAAGCUCCUAAAGCCGCUCCAUUUUUCUUACCAACUAUACCCUCGUUAACUUUUCAAUUUGAUCUGACAAAUAUGGAACAAGAAAAAAGUAAAAUGCUUAUUCCAGAUAACCUACUAGAAUUAUCAGAAUUUGGAAAAUUAUUAGAAACUACGAUAAAAACAAACGAUUUUUCAGAAAUAAUCUCAAAAUUAAAAUCGUUAGGUCCUAGCAUGAUCGAUUUCGAAAUAAGAUCUUUAAACACCGAAUCUGGCGGUUCCGCCACCGUUAUGUUACAAUUUUUUAAAUGCAUAGAACACAUGUUGAGAUCUAAUCAAGAUUUUGAGUUAGCUCAAGCGUAUUUGAACGUUUUUUUAAAAAAUCAUGGCAAUUUUAUUGCUACCGAAGAUGUUUUAAGAAAUUAUUUACCUAAUAUACAAAGUUGUUUAUCUAUUGGUUGGCAUAGAAUCCAAGAAAAAUUGUUUUAUUGUUCUACAAUUAUAGAAAGCUUAAAAACGAUGUAAUGACAAUAAAAAAAUAAUAAGUUUU